AAGAGGCAUCGAUUGUGGUUUGUGUGCACAACUUCUCGUCGUAGUCCGUGACGAAAAUGGCAGAAAAUGUGACAAAUUGUACAGACAAUAAACAAACUUUUUCAAACGGUAACAAACAGUGGGUUAAGCUGAAUGUAGGCGGGACUUAUUUUUUAACCACCAAGACCACCCUCUCGAGGGACACCAAUUCGUUCCUUUACAGACUCGUACAAGAAGACAGCGAUUUAAUAUCUGAUAAAGAUGAGACGGGGGCGUUUUUAAUCGACAGAGACCCCAAUUAUUUUUCUCCCGUCUUAAAUUACCUUAGGCACGGUAAACUAGUAAUAAAUAAGGGAUUAGCGGAGGAAGGUGUGCUGGAGGAGGCCGAAUUUUACAAUAUAGCCGAACUUAUUACUUUAGUGAAGGAGCGAAUUAUGCAUAGGGAUAAUAGCCCGAACAAAAACGGAAAAAAACACGUAUACAGGGUGUUGCAAUGCCACGAAGAUGAACUUACUCAGAUGGUGUCUACAAUGUCAGACGGGUGGAAGUUUGAGCAGUUGAUAAAUAUUGGCUCUCAAUAUAAUUACGGUGCUGAUGAGCACGCGGAGUUUCUGUGUGUGGUCAGUCGGGAGUAUGGGGUAUCGGAAAAUCAUGAGGUUAGGUGCGACAGAGAAGACAGGGCGAAGGUGCUGCAGCAAAAGGGUUCUCGUAUGUAAAUAUACACUGACUGGAAACUCAUUUUGUGUUAGUUGUUCUUUUGGUGUUAACAUAGCUGAAGUUUCUGAUCUCCAGCAAUAACAUGUAUCGCGGGCGGUUUGUUUUUUAUGAUUAUGGUAAAGAGGUAAAGAGGACUGUGUCAAAAUUAACACCAAAGAUAUUAAAAAAUCGACCCAUAUUUUUAGAUUUUUUUUCUGUUAGCCCGUGAUAGACAAACAUGGCUAUUUCACUGACAGCAACAUUGAAGGCUAUUUAGCAUUAAGCGAAAAUAUUUAUAGUUGGUAUAUAGUUAGGGCUAAGCGGAAAAUAAAGAUAUUUAUGAUAUUGCCUUUUUUCUUAAAGCAAACGCCCAAUGAUGGGGCGAACUACUUGACUUUUUCAAACUGAUGAAGGCUGUGUUUGUCUAAAUUUUAGCAGAAUUCUGCUCCCGAUGAAUAUUAGACGAAUUUUUUUUUCUCGUGUAGUUUUAAAAGGAAGCUUUGCUCGCCGCUGUAUGGUGCGAAUUUGAUUUUCAGUUGUCGAAAAAUCAAAUCGAUAUAGAAUAUACUGGACAAAAUUUUUUAUUUUUCUCUAUGUAGUAAACUUUGAAUUUUUUGUACUGACAUCAACCUCUGCAAAUCAAAUUUGCAACACUCGGUUUUCUAAUUCCAUUAACUAUAUCGAUGUGUUUACAUGUGUUGGAACAAAAUGAUUUUAACAGUUAGAAUAAUUGUUCCCAAGUGUAGAUUUCAUUGGGUCACCAUUAUACCUUGUUUUCACAGUUGCAAUAAUCCCUAAAAGGUUCACGUACCUAAUGGUUAAUUAAGUCUUGUGUACGCUUUUUAACGUUAUUUUAUCUCCACCUAGGACUGAAAGUGCAACACCACCUAAUAAUCGGUUUGUUAUAAUACUUACUUAUACUUUGUUAAAAUGCCCGAAUUUAUAUUCAUUUUUUAAUAAAAAACUAUUUGUG
Molecule: messenger RNA, 1648 nt
Organism: Cylas formicarius (sweet potato weevil)
Lineage: Eukaryota; Metazoa; Arthropoda; Insecta; Coleoptera; Brentidae
Gene: inc
Product: BTB/POZ domain-containing protein KCTD5
Exons: 3
Coding region: 57-695 (212 amino acids)
Biological process (GO): proteasome-mediated ubiquitin-dependent protein catabolic process; protein homooligomerization
Cellular component (GO): cytoplasm; Cul3-RING ubiquitin ligase complex
Molecular function (GO): cullin family protein binding
Source: RefSeq, a predicted model, not a curated record